AUGGCUACCAGGCUUACUAUUCUUGGCUACGAUUUCAAACAUCUCCCCAUGCGGGUGGGUCUGCCCUCAUUUCCUGCGCUCCACGCUCUUGCAAUGAUCGACUGCAAGAACGACGUUCAUUUCCACGUUCGCGUCAAACCAGAAUGUCUUCCAAAGCUACGAGCAUUAAUGAUUACAAGUGCCAAUUACAUACGCGGAGAUGACAUUAUUCGCUUAAUUGGAGGAACGAGCUGCUUGCGAGAACUCAUUGUGUACGGACCAAACUUGUACUUCAUGGAUUGCUCAAGUCUCCGCUCACACGCGCAGAGUCUUGAACUCCUCUUCUUCGGUAUACGGGACACCUCGCUUUCUAGUCUGGACGCACUGACAGCUCUGCGUCACUUGGGUGUUUCCAUGGAUGACCUCUAUUAUUCGAAGUCAACCAGGUUUUGUAUUGAGAGCAAGAAACGGCUCACUGAAGUCUUUGCAAACUUUGCGAGUCACAAGAAGCUACUGUCACUGACUUUGCGAUGUACCAUCGACUUCCUUAACGAAGAAGAGACAGGCCUACCGCUAGGUAUUGGGCAUUUCGAGGCGUUGAUAAGAGAUAAACUUCUUUCGUACAUCACGGAAAUGGGCUCCAUGAUCGACGAUAGUAUCCUUGAGUAUCUAGGUGUCGUCGUCCAAGGCACGGCCUAUCCUCCUGACCUACCUGUCAAGGCUACCGAGGGCCCCAAUCAAACCCCAGAGCACCCGAUAAAAGUGUUAUGUCUUCAACCAAAACAGAUGCUUCGAUCGGCAGACUUGGCCAGGGAGGAGAUGAUGGCACAAUAUGCCAAGGAUGAUUACUACUUUCUUGAGGGCUAUAUCGACACUAUGACCAAAGCAAGUCGCGUCGGGAUCUCUAGUGGCUCAAAAGUUGUUGCCUUUAAUUAA
Molecule: messenger RNA, 915 nt
Organism: Alternaria arborescens
Lineage: Eukaryota; Fungi; Ascomycota; Dothideomycetes; Pleosporales; Pleosporaceae
Exons: 2
Coding region: 1-915 (304 amino acids)
Source: RefSeq, a predicted model, not a curated record